Diatraea saccharalis (sugarcane borer) is the source of this 1353-nucleotide messenger RNA. The record is from the annotation of a GenBank genome assembly. Lineage: Eukaryota; Metazoa; Arthropoda; Insecta; Lepidoptera; Crambidae.
AUAUAAAAAAAUGACUUGAGAUUGGACACCGUCGCUGCGAUUUCUAGCAUUAAUUUUACUUAUGAUUAUUCAUACUUACAAAGCAAUAUAGAAACUGAGAAGCAUUGUUUUUUUUUUGUCUGGGCACAGAAAUCUUCAACAGGUCUCGCUUACCCGUGCUAUUGUGCCUUCUUUGUCUUUAACUCAAUCUAUGCUCAAUAUUGUUUCAGAUAUCACAAUGACUUCGACAUCUUUCAACGUUGGCCUCACUGACAACACCCGGCUGUCGAGCAGGGUCCUCCGUCCUCCGGGUGGCGGACACACGGACAUCUUCGGCGGAGAGCCGGAGCCACAGCGUGGCCGCCGCCCCGCUCCUUCGGUUAUUGCUGCUCAACAGGCAGAGCAACAGAAACAAACUAAUGGCACAGAAGACGCUACCCAGAACGGGCAAGCGACCCAGCCUGAGCAGCAAGCGGCUGAGCCACAAACUCCUCCUACGCCACAAACUCCUCCUGAGCCAAAACCGGCGGCUGAAAGUCUUAAGACAGAAAGUCCGCAAGCUCAUGUACCCCAACCUGAACCAGCCAAAGUAGAGCCCCCGAGACGCCAGCGUGUGCCUCCAGGUGGCUUCUCUUCAGGUCUCUGGUAAUAAUGGGUGACCGACUGCAUUAAGCUUACCGCGGCGCUAAUAUCGUUAAGAACUAACUGAGACCAGUUAAUUUUAGGUUAGUUUCGAUCAUAUUCGUCGUGCCUUCGUUGAAUGCUAGUAGCUUUAUUUUGGUUGUAGGUAGGUAGUUUUUGGACUAACUGGUCGUAAGUUAGUAUUCUUGACUCUGUUUGCAUAAGUGUACUUUAUUCCUCGCAGAAGGCAAUUUAUUUACUGAAAUGUAUCGCGGUCACUAGGUAUUAUUUACUAGAAUAGAUUAUUUUUUAUUUUAACCAUGUAUCUUAGCUUGCGGUAACUUCCUAGCCCAACUCUCUAAUAGACUUAGUUUUGCCACAGACUUUUUACAUUGACUUUUUAAAUACAUUCUCUUAUAUAUAUUGAGAAUCUUGUAUUCUAUAUUUACAAUGUUGUCUAUGGUCAUUUAGAAUUUACUCUUUCUUCUAGAGUAUUCUAGCGCUUACAAGUCUGAAAACGGAGACUCCUCGUUCUAAAUUUAAUGAAAAUGUUGUAUUUUAUCUCUGACUGAUAUGUGCCUGUAAUGAUGUUGUAUGUACUUAAAAUAUUUGUCUGAAUUUGCAUUUGAAUGUUUUGCAGUUAGCGUUUUUAUUAAAAAUAACAAUUGUAUGCCUUCGCUGGCAAUGAUGCGAUUAUGUAUAUUGAUAACUGUAUUUUUAUAUGAAUUACAAUACAUUUUAAUAACUAAAGCA